Molecule: messenger RNA, 5235 nt
Organism: Durusdinium trenchii
Lineage: Eukaryota; Dinophyceae; Suessiales; Symbiodiniaceae
Source: the annotation of a GenBank genome assembly
AUGGUCGCGGCUUCGAAGCGCGGCCGCUUCGCGGACGUCGCAGCAGCGCGCUUUCGCGCGAAGGAGAUCCCGGAUGUGAAGGAGAUUGUGGAAGAAGUGGAUGAGGUCAUUGAAGAGGUGGGUCCGGUCCAGGAGGAGGAGAUAGACCACUUCGCAGAGCUUGAGGCUGCGGAGCGGAAGCGCGCCUUGGCACGAGCCAAGAAGAAGCUCUCCAGCGCCUUACACGAGGGGCAUUUGCAAGAAGCGCUAGAAGCUGUCGAGCUUCUUCUGGACGAAGAGGAGCCCAUCGCAGUCGAGCCCCUCCGCUCGCUCCUGAACCUCAGCGCCGCCCAGCCAGAUGCCGAGAACUUCGCACGCGCGGUGAGUGCGGCCCAGCGCGGGAAGAUUACCUUCGAUGAGCAGGCCUUUGCUGCGUUGAUUGGGCAGCUCUUGGCCACCGAGGCGGCGCACGCCUUGGUCCGCUGUGCCUUGAAUUUCGGAGUACCAGAGGACGGCGAUGUGAUCCCAUUGAUCCCUUUGGACAUCCGUGAGUACGAGCAGCAGGACGUCUUCCGAGCCGCCACCAGCGCCGACGACAGCGGGGAGUUGGACAUGGACCUGGCGGAGGGGCCUAGCGUGCCAGCCAUGUUGGAGUUCAGUGGCUGCACGCGGAAGCCGGAGCUGAAUGGGCUUUACCAGCGGCAUCGGGGAAGGAAAGACUUGCUAGGUCACUCGAGGCCGAUCUAUGUGCGUCGCUUGGGCUUUGCGCGGAAGUGGUGUGUCUACUUCUGGAACCCGGCACUCACUGUGGACAAAGAAGCUUCAUCCUGGGAGCGCGGCUGGUACUUAGCCUCAGAGAUCGGUGGCGGUGGAUACACCGUGGCUCGCUGUGGCAGCGAUGAGGACCUGCCACCGGAACAGGGCUGGAGCUUCAGCUCGCAUGGCAAUUGGAUCCCCGACACCAGCGGCUUUCUGGUCCCCAGCAGCCGAGCGAAGCGAAUGCAAGCGUUGAACUUGACCGAGGAGGAAGCACAAAACGCCCUGGAAGGGGUCGACCUGGAGGCUCUACGAGGCUCGGUGAAAGGUCGUGAUCCUGAAGUCACCAAGUAUUUCUGCCAUUUCUUCGUUCUCCUUUGCUUGGAGGCCAUGGCUGAAAUCCAAGGUUUUCGCUCGCGCUGGCGGUACCGGCAGCUCUAUGAGUUGGUGAACUUUGGAAUCGCCUUCCAGGAUCUCAGAGUGCAGCAUUGUGGGCACGAACGGGAGAACCACAAAGCAGCUUUGCCAGGCUGGCCGCAGCUGAACACGUUGGAGGUGCACUUCAGAAUUCCAGACAGGGUGAAGGAGGAGAACUGCCGCUUCAAGCCAGGUGAAAACGUGGUGAUCUCCCUCAACGAUCCAGUGAAGAACCGGGUCACCGAAGGAAUGGUGAAAGAGGUGGACUUUGUGGGGCACGUGCUGGUCGUUGACAUCCAAGGGCAGAUGCCCGAGGAUCCGCACCGCAUGAUGCGUUACCGAAUUGACAACUACGCCAACCGGGUGACCUUUGAACGCCAGGUAACUGCGCUGCUUCAAUUCAUUGCUAUGGAAAGGACGGAGAUUUGCCAGAUGCUGGUGUCCGCCGGUGUGGGCAAGUUGGACGAGGCGGUGCGCGAGGAGGCAGCGAUCAUGCGGCGCCGCGCCUGGCGGCAGAAGCAAGGCAAGGACUACAAGGGUGCACAACAGGAAAAGCUGCGCAAGAUGGACAAAGACGUCUUGGCGAAGAACAAAGCCGCCGCCUUGGCCGCUUGGGACGAAGAGGACUUCUUCAUGGACGAGGAACCAGUGGAGGAGGAGAUCAUCGAAGAAGAAGAAGAAGAGGAGAACGAGGAGGAAAAGUUGACACCUGAGGAGGAGGAGCGCAGGAAGAGGACGAUAAACCUUGCCUCAGAGGAAGCAAGUGCUGUGGGCGAGGAAAACCUCAAGUUGGCGACUGCGCAGGCAAAUGCCUUCCAAAACACCUCAGACGCGCAGAAGCAUGCCAUUAUCAGCGCCAUGUCGAAGAGGCUCACGGUGAUUCAAGGGCCACCGGGCACCGGGAAGACGCACACUUCGGUUCGGAUUUUGAGCACUUGGGUCAAGACCAUGGGCUACAAGCCCCUGUUGGCCACCUCCGAAUGCAACGUGGCGGUCGACAACAUCGCGGAGGGAUUAGUCGCGAAUGGCAUUAAGGUGGUUCGGAUCGGCCAUGUGGAGAAGGUCAACGCUCGCUUGGAAGAGGCCAUCCUGGAGAACUUGGUGCGCCAACAACGUGCGGAGGUGGAACGCCAAGGCGAUUACGAGGAUGAAGAGUGGGUGGAGGACCCCGGUGAGGAGCCCAGCUGGCAGAGUGCGGACUACAGUACGGAAAAGUGGAAGAAGGAAUGGCAAGCCUGGCGGCUGAAGAAGGAUGCUGUCAUCAAGAAGCGUGCCUGGGCUCGGAAGCAGUAUCAGCUUCUGAAGCAGAAGGUCCUCAAUGAGGCCGAGGUGAUCUGUGCAACAACCAUCGCUUGCGGAUCCGGUCAGUUGGCGGGUUUUGACUUCCACGGCGUGUUGAUCGACGAGGUGGCACAGGCCACCGAGACCUCCUGUAUCGUCCCGGUGGUUUGCCGCGGCGCCCGGCAGCUGGUCUUGUGCGGCGAUCACUGCCAGCUGCCCCCCUCGGUGAUCUCGCGCGAAGCGGAGCUCCGAGGCUACACGUUGUCGCUCUACUCACGCCUGACUGGUGCUGGCGUGCCCUACUGCUUCCUGGACACACAGUACCGUGCACAUCCCAUGCUAAUGGAAUUUAGCGCAUCCUGCAUCUACCAGGGGCGAUUGAAGAAUGGUGUGGAUGCCUCGAAACGUCCCCGCGUCAAGGGCUUGCCCUGGCCAGGCCCAGAAUGUCCUGCCAUGUUCGUGGAGAGCAACGUGGAGGAACAUUUGGAGGGCGAGUCGAAGGCCAACUUCGCAGAGGCCUUGAAGGUCAAGAAUCCGCUCUUCAUCCGCGGAAUCCCCCGGGUUCGACGACCGACCUUGAAGGACCUGGUGAAGGGUCUCCUGGAAGCUGGUUCCGUCGACUUACAGGACAUUGGCGUGGUGACGCCCUACAAGGGCCAAGUGCGGGUGUUGCGGAAGUUGAUUCACCUGCAGAACAGCUUGGGCGUCCCAAAGGAGGUGGUCACGAACUUGGAGAUUGCCUCAGUGGACAACUUCCAAGGACGAGAAAAGGAGGUCAUCAUCUUCUCCGCGGUGCGAUGCAAUUCCUGGGGCAGUGUUGGCUUCUUGAAGGAUUGGCGCCGCCUAAAUGUGAUGAUUACACGCGCAAGGAGGGCCUUGGUGGUGGUAGGCAACGCGAUGACUCUUUGCAAGGAUGAUCACUGGAGAAAGUGGCUGCAGUGUACCGAGAAACAGGGUGGCGCUGUGGAAGGGACUGUGAAGAAGGCCAUGGAGGAAGGGGAGAAUGGCGAAGGCAUCCAGCCAUGUGAGUUCGUGGAGACUGGGAAGGAGCUUUUCCCGGCGAUGAGCUCCAGCAGUUCUAAAAGGAAGUGGGAGGAGGUUGAAGCUUCAGCGGCUGUGGACCUUGCCGAGGGAGUGCAAGUCGCAGACAAGCAGGUGGAGGAAAUGGUGGAGGCAAAAGAAGAAAUCAAAGAAGAAGAGGUCAAAGAAGGGGCCCAACAAUGGGAGACAAAGAGUUCUUGGGUCGACGCAGCUGGUCCUGCGGUGACCCUACGGUGUUGUGAGGGCAGACAGAUGGCAUUGCAAGGAGGCGAGCUGACUAGGUAUGUGGAGCAAUUGCACGAAGCCCUCUUCCGACAGGCAGCAUGUAAAUCUCCAAGCCGUUUCGCUGCAGCGCGGCGUUGGGCCAUGGAUCCACGCCAGACUUGGAGCAGCCGCUGGCGAUCGAUGCAGGAGAGGUGGAGAGGCGAGAACGAUCCUGCAAGGCGUGAGCAUCAACGUGAAGGCUUCAUCUCGGUGCUCUUCACGCAGAACGCCCAGCUAGACCAGGUCUUGCUGCAUGUGGAGGCUCUCCGCACCUUGGCCUUCUCGGCGUGGACACACUGCCGGGUGAAGCGGCCCUAUGUGGUGAUCACCGAUGGUCCACUCCCCUCAGUGGCCCUGGAGGCGCUCCAAGCAGAUGGGCUCUCGGUGGUGGAGGCUGAGCACGAGCUGCAGGGCACCUACGGGGCCAAUCUGCGAGACGACCUGCAGUUGGACAGCUGGUGGAUGGAGCGGGGCGUCAGGCCGACGGCCAUCAAAUUGGCAGUCUGGAACAUGACCACCUUCGACCGAUUGCUGUUCUUGGAUGCUGACACGCUUAUCCUUGGUCCUGUGGAUGAGCUCUUUGAGAUGGACACCUUCGCUUCAGGGCUGAACCCCUACUCGGUACACGGGAUGACGGAGGUGGAGAACGGACGCAUCAAAUACAGGUUGCAUCCGGGCAUCAACACGGGCGUGAUGAUGUUGCAGCCUUCCAGAGUGUUAACCAUGGAGAUGGCCAAAGACAUGGCAUCAGGACGCCUGGAUCGCACCGCGAUCGCAGAGCACUUGGGCCGCUCCGAUCAACCGUGGCUGGACGCCUUUUGGCUCCAACACUCCCGACGCCUGGGCACCGCCAGGUUUGCCUCUCGGGCGGAUGGGAGCUUGGCGUUUCGAGGGUGCGAUGUCACCUUUGACGUGGACUGGGGCUACGCCGCCCGUCGAAGACGCAUCGAUGCCUGCAGUCGCGGGCAGACCCGGGGCCGGCCCAUGGCGAGUCGAGGCCCGGAACGUGCCUGGCCACGGACCUCCGGGCCGUCCUGCCGGCGAGGACACGAGAAGCGCCGUAUGAUGCGGCCCAUUGAUGCUCAUCAGGCUCACUGCAUUCUGCCCGUGGAAUAUGACUUCUUUGCCGACUACAAGGCCAUUCGAAUGCACGUUUGGUCUGAAGCACGGCAGCGGAAGACUGCAGGUGCCUUGCCGGGCGACCAGAACUUGACGGACAUUGCCUGGGCUGUGAAGCAAUACGUCGAGGACUAUGGUCUUUUGGGCCCCAAGGGCAUUAAGAUUCUCCAUUGGCCUGGAGAGCUCCGGAAACCUUGGCACCGCUGGCAGAAGGCGGUUCGGUCUCCCUUCGAUGAUGAGUGGUGGAAGGCGCAUGGAGAGAUGUGUCGACAAAGCUCAGCAGCAUGUCUUCUCCAUUGUGAUCAGCUGAAGUAGAAAGUGAAAGUGGCGAAGCGGAUGUGUGAACAAAAAAGACACUCUGGUGACCUUGUGUCUGUC